AUGCCGAUACCAUCGUCCUCCUCUAGCCAUUAUCUCCGCCCGAUUCUACCAAGACCGACACUAUCCAGCGAAGAACCGGAUGCUCUUUCGGAGACGGACCGAACGCUGGCGCCAGUUCCGUCGUCCUCACCUGAUAGCGGUACACAUACGACCCAAAGCCGAGUGCGAUCACCACCAAGACCUUCUUCAAGACAGAGAGUACAAAGAGCCUACAGCGCCGAUCCGACACCUCCAACCGUGCAGAUUCGCAAGUUGCUGCCAACACCACCGCCUUCGUCUGAAAAUGUUAGUUCUAGUAUGCCCGUCGCCCUAGGUUCGCAGCGGCCCAAACAGGUUCGAGAGAGUCCUGGUACAAGAGUUCUAGCCAGUGCGUGGGACAAACCUUCGGUUCCUAAUGCCCAGCUUGGCCCUAUUCCCCCGGGGCGUCUACCAGUUCGCCCCUUGAUACCAAGAACUGUCCGGCAAAUCGACCACGAAGGGUCACAAGAUACAGUGGAGGCAAACGAGGCAAGAGAGGAGGAGAUUCGGGGGAUGAUACAAGGGGCAGACCGCCGCCACAUGCAGAGGAAGAUGGACUCUGAGGAUCGUGCAUGGUGCGCACCGGUUCCACGGUCGACGAUUCUGCAGAGAACCAAGGCGUUUCACGAAAGCAUGAACGAAGACUCUACUCUUGACAUUGAUCACUGUAGAGUGUGUUAUCAACAACAGUCUCCGAAGUCGCUGGUCGAAUACACCUGGGUUGAGCUGGAGCCUCUCUACUCGAGGGUUGAGGACAAGAUCCCGGAGCUGGACAGAGAUCAUUUUCUGUGUGUGCAGUGCUUCCCCCGGUCGUCAGGUGCGACUUUCCCCGUGUGCUCCGAUUGCAAGACUUCCUUGCAGCAGGAGAAGUUGCCGUAUGACUGCCAUGUGAACAACUUGUCGCUGGGCUGCGUCCAUAGGUAUCCUGGCGCUUUGAGGGACCUCUCGCCGCUAGAGGAGCGCCUCAUUGGUAUUCACAUGCCGUGCGGCUGGAUCACGAAGUUGACCAUCGACGUCGAAAAAUCCACGAGUGGCCGCUAUCGCAAACACAAGAGGGGCCAUAUCACGGUCUUUCCAAACGACGUCCAAGGAUUGGCAGCCAAUGUUUUGCCUCAUCCACUCGUCGAAGAGCUGGAGAGACUGCACGUCUGUUUCGUCGGUCCCCGGACACCGGUGCCAUCCGACCUAAGCUUCAUGUUAUCGGUCAACCCGCAACAUCUCAAACGUGCUCUCGUGUGGCUCCGGGCGAACAACUCACUCUACCGAGAUAUCGUUAUCAGUGAAGAUCGCCUGCAGGCCUGGGGGAAAUGGUGUCCUGGAACCGAAGUCCCACGCGUACUCUUCGAGAGGAUGGUACCGUACGAGCUGCGUGCCGAGGACGAGAUCCGGACAGGUCACUACGUCCCCCCGGCCGAGCGAGGCCGACCUGACGAGCCACUGCGCGAUGCCCACGAGGUCAUCGCAAGCCUAGAAGAUAGAGAAACCGAUGCUGCACAGCUCGAAGCUGAAAGUAAUGCUAGGCUAGGCGGGCCCCGUAUAGGCGGGCGCGAUCCAGAUGAGAUGGAUCCUCGCCGUGUAGAGGAAGAACUCUCAGAGUUGACCUCGACUGGGCUGAUGGCUACUGAAAUAGCGGGAGAGCAUAGCCCGCAAGAACGACUUCGACUCCUCCGCAAAGCAACAAUGAGAGGUUGCCAAUGGCGGCGAGGCCAAAAGCGAAAGAAUGAUACCGAAGAUACCAGACUUAGGUACCGGGAUACGGAAGCCUACAUAGUGAGCAGCAGAAGCGGAGACUUCGCCGACUCGAACGAUCCCGAUUUCUUCCCCAAGACUUUCCCCUGUCUGUUUCCAUGGGGCCGGGGCGGUCCCAGGAUAUUGGAGGAAGAAGGAGACGAUGAGUACGGGCCGGAGUCGGACGAGCCGCAUGUCCGCAAGGGAUACAAGCCGAACGGAUUCUAUCUCCGGACGUGGGCCCGCCUCUGCCUACAAAGGCACGAGAACCGGCGGAUCAGUUAUCUGCGGAUGAAGAGAAGCUCAUUUGCUGACAUCGAGCAGAUCGUGACAUCUCUCACCGCCGACGAGAUCGAAGAGGCGGAGCAAGAAUACCGUGAGACACGGGCUACUUCCAACAAGAAAAUGGCGUACUUGAUUCGGGAGCUGAGCGCGUUUGGGCAACGACAGCACAUGUCGAACGAAGAGCGCCUCCACUCGAGGAGAAAGAUAAAGUCGCUAUGUCUGAAGCAUGGGAUGCCAAGUGUCUGGUACACCAUCAACCCGAACGACCUCACCAACGAGGUCAACAUGAAACUCGCCGCCUUUCGGGUAGCGGAUGGAGCGCAGGCCGAACAGCUGAUGGAUAAGUUCCGGAAGCAGAUCGGUCGCGUCCAGCACGUCGUUCGAGAUGCGGUUAGUUCAGCCAAGUUUUUCCACCGAGAGUUAGGGCUUUUCUUCCAGCAUUGUGUUUCUGUUGGUGAAGGAUCGAUAUUUGGCAAGCUUUCAUGCUAUUUCGGCUGCGUCGAGACGAACGAGCGUGGCGCUCUCCACUUACAUGGGCUCUUGUGGCUGGACGCCAAUCUUAGGCUCCCGGACUUGUUUAAAGAUAUUGCCGAGCCGAACAAUGCAGGCUACGCAGAGCAGUGUUGCGACGAAGGUAAGGCGCGGCGAUACCGUCGAUGGGAGAGCGUAUUUGCCGAUAUCAGGCAUCUGACCGAAGACAUCGCGAGCCUAGACGAAGUCUUCGAUGCCGAGGCGAACUGGGUCGCGCACCGGUGUCAGAUGCACAGUUGCGGGGCGACAUGCACGAAGUACAGCUUUCAUGACAAGAAGAACAAGGCCAGAAAUCGACACCCCUGUCGCUUCAAAGCACCAUGGGCACUGCGCGAGCGAACCGAGUUCACCAACGACGGGCUUCUGCACGUACGCCGAAACCACGAACGAAUCAACAGAUACAGCCCGGCCUUAGCAGUAGCCAUGCGCCACAAUACCGAUACGGCAUUUCUCCCGACCAAUUCAGCCGGGCUUUCGAUGGUGUACUACGCUACGAACUACUCGACGAAACUGGACACGCCGCUUUGGAAAAGGGCAGCGCUGGUCAAGACGGUGUUUGACGGGAUGGCUGAUGAAGAUGACGACCAUGCCCUGGCUGCUGGGGAUGGCACGGAGAAGGCGGCGCAGCGGAACAACAAGACCCGGCGGUUCCUUGCUCGUACGGCUAACCAGAUCUUCACUAGCCGAGAACUAUCAGCCGUCGAGGUUUGCAGCAACCUCCUCGGGUAUAAAAACAGCUACUGUAGCGAGACAAGCUGGGCCAACGUUUAUCUCAGCACGCUCUACUGGGCAGUCUUCCGUCGUUGGGGAGGCCUUCGCGAAGCAGCAGGACCGGAGAUGCAGCAGCGGGUAGUCCCCGAAACGAUCGGAUUCGGCGCCGGCGGCAUCACUUUGCCGUCGUCCGAAGCGUACGCGUAUCGUGGCCUGCUUCUGCGAGAGCUCUGUUUUUACGAAUACGUCUCCAUGGUCCGCCAUGCCAAGCGAUACCUGUCGUUACCGGCCACCUUGACCACGAUGCCCAAAACACAGAAGAAGGGUACUACAGAAGGCAAGUAUAGAUACAAGACGGAUUUGAGGCAUACGUUUCACGAUGCCGUUUUCAGCCUGCAAGAUGGCGCAGGAGUCGCACAUGAUUCUCCAGGCAUCCAAGGGCUACUGGAAACAUUAGACACAUUCGGGUUCUCCGGCCUAGAGGAUCAUCCUGCGGUACAGAAUAGUAACACCCAGCCGCAUGCGCAGAUGAAAAUGCCGAUGCGGCAUCUGAAAGCCACCAAGGCAGCACAGGAACGGUUCCACAAAGAGAGAAUGCUGGCAAUCGAAGGUGAUGAACUUGGCGCGGGGCUGUUCCACCCCGGUGCGGAAACGGGGUUCGGCGACGGCGAGGCCUAUGCGGGGUUCCCAGCCCGUCCCGAAGAAGGCAGUUCGAAACCUGCGGCAACGUGGGUCAACAUCACAGCAGCCGAUACCUUUCAGCGGGCAGGAGCGGUCAUCGGUGCGGAUAGGACGUUGAACCGAAUGCAAACGAUCGCGCUUGGCCUCAUCUGUGAGGCACUCGACGAGCAGCGAGUGAACGGCGCUGAUCGACAACACCUGCAAUAUAUCGGCGGAGGAGGCGGGACCGGCAAGUCAUGGCUCAUCGAUACACUGAAAGAGGUCUUUGCAGCCAAGGAAGCGUCCAGUCGACUCGUCAUCACAGCAACGUCAGGGACAGCCGCAGCAGGGAUCGGCGGCACCACGAUCCACUCCGCCGUAGGGCUAGCCUUCCGAGACGCGGAAGGCGCCACCGUAGAGCCACUGUCGUCUACCAAUCUAGAAAGGGCCAAAGAGCGAUGGCGGAGGCGGGAUGUCCUUGUAAUCGACGAGACCAGCAUGCUUGGGCUUCAAACGUUAUACGAUAUCGACAAAAAGCUCAGAAUGCUGAGAGGCUUCCCGGAGAAGUGGUUCGGUGGCAUACCAGUUGUCGUAUUGACCGGCGACUUCCUCCAAUUCCCGCCCGUACUGCAAAAGAGCCUGCUUAGCAAUACCGGGGGAGAUAUCGCGGUUACGGGGAGCACAAGAUCGAGCAGCCGAGCAGCAGAGAGACGCUGGAAGGAGUCCGAGGCCAAGAAACUAUGGCAGGGCUUCACCAAUGUCGUGAUGCUCGAAGAGCAGAAGCGGGCUGAGGGAGACACCCAAUUGCUUGGUUUUCUUGAGCGCCUUCGAGAGGGCAGACAGACGAGAGAGGACGCAGCUAUGCUGGGGGCACGGUAUGACGGCAAAUCGAAAUUCGAUUUCUCCGGCGGCAGGCGUGCUGUGAUCCCCCUGAACCGCCACAGGUGGGAACUCACGUUACAUGCGGCCCUGGCGUACGGCGCGGAAACUGGUCGUCGGGUGUCAAUAUACCUAUCGAACCACAGGUGGGAGUCGCGGAUACCUACAGCAGCCGAGAGAAGAGCAGCUAUGCUGUUGGGAGACGAGGGCAAGUUGAGCGCGGCCGGUUUGUUCCCUUACGUCGAAGGUAUGCCGGUCGUGAUCACCGAGAACAGGUACAUGGGUCUCAAGGUGGUCAAUGGCGCAGAGUUCACAGCUGCGGGGAUCCUCCACCCACCGGGGCUUGAGGAGAUUGUCAUAACUGAGAAGCUGUCUGUGUUCCUCGGGCCGCCCAGCGGUAUCCUCCUCCGUUCCGAAGAGACGAUAGGGCUGGCGUUUCCUCACCUGCCACCCGAUACCGUGAUGUUGCCGUCAGCCAACUUCCGAGUCCCGGAGAAGCAUGCCAAAACACUCCGGCCCGGUUUGCGAGAUUGCAAUACAAAGCUGGGGCUCGUCCGGACAGGGCUGCCGUGCACACCAGGCUUCGCGUUGACCGACUUCAAGGCUCAGGGGCGGACACUGGGCAAGACGCUGCUGGGGCUGUACGGGAGAACGACGGGGAGAAUUGCAGGAGAGGUCGAAAGAUGCGACCCACCGCUGAACGUGAGCCAGUUCCUAGAGGCACGUAUGCCGGAGGAGCUGGUCGAGGGAGCCAAGAGGCUGAAGCUGGUCGCAGAGACGACAGUCAAAGAAUUCGAGGCGCGGCGGAGACGCGAACAACAAGGGGGCGGAACAAGAGUGGAUGAGCAGCAGGUGCGGCCCGAGGCCGUACAGGAUCAGCCGCAUUCCUUCGCGUCUCAAAUGCCCAUUCGCGCGGGCGCAUCGGUUGCAUGGGGGACGGCGCUCAACGCCGGUGGCCUGUGCCAGGGCAGCAACGACACGAUAACCGUGGCCCAAGGAGAGCGGUUUGCCCUGUUUUCGGGGAACAAGCUCGCGGGUCACGGGAGAACAGGACAAGACCUCCACAGCUCUGCUGGUGCGCCUAGAGUCUUCAACAUGAAGCCGAUCCAGCAGGUCGCCGCCGGCUGGAGAAGCCGUCAGUGA
Molecule: messenger RNA, 5955 nt
Organism: Colletotrichum abscissum
Lineage: Eukaryota; Fungi; Ascomycota; Sordariomycetes; Glomerellales; Glomerellaceae
Exons: 9
Coding region: 1-5955 (1984 amino acids)
Biological process (GO): DNA repair; telomere maintenance
Molecular function (GO): DNA helicase activity
Source: RefSeq, a predicted model, not a curated record